AUGUUCAGGUUCUUGAGAAGUAUCAUUGCGGAUGAUGCGGCAGUUCUGAUUGAAAUUGCCGUCAAGGACUAUGUCACCAACCAAGAGAAGAAACUUGACUCAAUUGACAGUCUUCGGUCACUGCUCACAGACGCCAACCAGCAAGAAUUCGUGGAAUGUUUAGCACGGCAUCUCGGACCUCGCUGGAAUGAUACAACAGCCUGGUGUCGCGAAGAAGACUGCAUCGUGCUCUUGCAACGACUCGGUACUGAGGCCACUGUUGAAGCUGUAGCUCGCGACGAAGACAUGAUGUACUUGCUCGAUUAUCAUCUGCGUGCAUGUCUCUUGACAAACAGGAGUUCUUCAAAGCAAAUUCGGCUCGCUCGAGCUAUACAGCAGUAUUUGGACGAGGUAUGCACUGCGUACAUCGUAACAGUAGUUCUUCAGCCCUUGUUUGACUUGCAAUACAAGUACAAGGAUGUGUGGGCGAACAGCAUGCUGAGUGCUCGUGAUAGGGUCUCUCGCUACAGAUCCAACCAUGUUGGCAACCAAACAAGAAACUCCGAGAUCGAAGCAAAGAUCUUGCGGGAGAAAAUGCCAAUUGCCACCGCGGUCCACAUCCAGCGUGCCAAUAUUCUCGCCUUUGACAUGCUCAAGGAGGUCAUUGGAAAUGACGCUGUCAUUGCAAAGGAGAUUUGGGCCAAUGAAGCGCCAAAGACGCCGGUACAAGACUUGCAGCGUUGA
This is a messenger RNA of Protomyces lactucae-debilis, 723 nucleotides long. RefSeq lists its product as uncharacterized. NCBI's taxonomy places the organism in Eukaryota, Fungi, Ascomycota, Taphrinomycetes, Taphrinales, Protomycetaceae. The transcript has 3 exons. The record is from RefSeq and is a predicted model, not a curated record. The coding region runs from base 1 to 723 and encodes 240 amino acids.